UCGUCUGAACUCUGAAUCCAGCACCAGCAAUCUUAUCCUCCAACUGCCACAACCUCGCGCUUCUCUUUUCCCACCAAAGGGCAAAGGUGGGGAAGGACAAGGACCAAAAAUAGGGAAAAAAUGGCAACUACGUUCCUCUCUGCGAAUACCUUCGGUCCUUCCCUUCGAUCUUAUUCUUCUUCUUCUUCUUCGUCGUCGUUAACGCCAUCCAUUUGUGUUUGUUCUCACAAGUACAACCCCAAGAAACCCAACUCUCUCACUGUGGCAUUCUGCAAGACAGGAUCUGAAUCUCAACGUCCUUGUCCAAUUCUGACCAGACGAAGUCUCGCUAUCUACCUGACCACCACCUUGACUCUCUCAUUAUCUGGUAAGGACUGCUUCUCUAAUGCCUAUGCUGCUGUCCUAGAGGCUGACGAUGAUGAGGAGCUAUUGGAGAGGGUUAAGAGGGACAGAAAGAAGAGGCUCGAGAGGCAAGGCGUUAUUAAUUCAUUCGACAAAGAGAAAGCAUCUCUGCAAGAUCUCGUGUACAAGCUGAGCAAAGUGGGCCAAGCCAUAGAAAAUAAUGAUCUACCCACAGCAAGUUCAGUUCUUGGUUCAAGCACGGAUUCAGAUUGGGUUAAAAAAGUCAAUGUAGCUUUUACCAAGCUGAGUUCCAGUCCUGAAGAGAAGACUGAGGUUGAUACAUUCAAUUCCUCAUUAGCUUCCUUGAUUUCAUCAGUCAGUCAGAAUAACAUAGAAUCCUCCAAGAAAGCUUUUGUGACUUCUGCCAGUGCAUUGGAGAAAUGGACUGCAUUGGCUGGGCUGGUUGAGCAGCUUAAGGGCCUAUGAAGCAAAGCAGGAUUUUGGUUUCAACUCAUACCUUUCCUCAUUUGGAGGUCUUUUGCUUUUUCUUUUUCUUUUUUGUAAAGAGUCAUCACUCUUUUUUCUCUCAAGCUAUUUGUUUCUUUAUUUAGAAGUUAGAACUAGCCAGCCAUGGAUGAUUUAGAUUUUGAGGAUUGGCAAAUGUGAGUCUUCUGAUAUGAGCUUUGGUUGCUUUCUUAAUUUGCUCAUGCUUUUGUUAUAGCUUUCUAGAAUCAAUCAUUUUUGGUUAUUACUUUGUGGAAAUAAAACAACAAUGUGCUGUUACAACAAUGUUGGUUGGAUUCCUUUUUACCGGGUCCUUUUGACAAACUUAUUCACCCCUUUGCUUAUGCAUUUGAAGGUC
Molecule: messenger RNA, 1204 nt
Organism: Nelumbo nucifera (sacred lotus)
Lineage: Eukaryota; Viridiplantae; Streptophyta; Magnoliopsida; Proteales; Nelumbonaceae
Product: chloroplast thylakoid lumen protein
Biological process (GO): photosystem II repair
Source: RefSeq, a predicted model, not a curated record